This is a messenger RNA of Dendrobium catenatum, 793 nucleotides long. RefSeq lists its product as uncharacterized. The transcript is spliced from 5 exons. Lineage: Eukaryota; Viridiplantae; Streptophyta; Magnoliopsida; Asparagales; Orchidaceae. The record is from RefSeq and is a predicted model, not a curated record. Bases 190 to 633 code for a protein of 147 amino acids.
UUGCCUGAUUUCCGUUACAACCCGCCGCGCCAAUCGACAAAAACCUAAUUAGGGCAAAGGAGCAAUAAUUUCCGAGUUAAGGUGAUAAUCGAUGGAAAAAUAACACACCUGCUUCUCCUAAUUUCCUCGACUCCAUUAGAAGCAGUGUCUCUCUCUCUUCCCGGGAAGGCCUCGGCAAAGAAUUACAGUAUGGCGAAGAAGGAACCCUGUCGGCCAACCCUCUUCAAAUGCUCCGUUGCAACACUCCUCUGCUUCUUCGCCACCUCCUCCAUCUUCGCCAGCAACCCCUCUUCCCCUGUCCCUAUUUCCGACGAGGAGAUAAGCGAGAGGAAGCAGGCUUGCUAUGCCGACAUUGAUAGUGGGCUUUGGGGAACCCAAUGUAGGUCUACGUUGAUUGAGAAGGAGAAUUGCGCUCUGAAAUGUACCUCUGCUGUCUGUUAUGAGCUCAUAUAUGGGAGCGAUCCACUGGAAGAAGGAGAGAGAGACUAUAUAAGGAGCCAGGAGUAUCGAUACUGCAUGCGAAGAUCAUCAGUAGGAUUGGCGCUGGAUCAAGUGAAGGGAGCGUUUGAUAACGAUGUAACUGUGAGACCUGCUGCUUUCUCUUUGCCAGGGUCAGUGAGAAUCACACACUAACUAAAUAUGAACUUGCGUUUUCUAUAGAAGGCAGAGUACAUAAAAGAAAUUAUCUUCACAGCUUUCCCAUAAUUAUAUCAAUAUUGUCAUAUAUUUUUAUAUCAUUAUGAGUGUGAUAUGAUAUAUUAUAUAAUAAAUGUUACAUUUUAUAUGAUUUGGU